GCGAGCACCAGCCGGGACAUAGAGGCUGUUGCUGAAGACAGAUGGAGACGCAGAGUGGCCAAAGAAUUCACCAGAUCCUGGGGGAAAGACUGAAGGAUCAGGCCAGUCAACAGCUUGUGGUCUUCAUCUGCCAAGACCGGAUGGGACGAAAUGGUCCUAAGAGGCUGAACUUGGAUUUUGCAAAGCAAACAUUUGUAUGCUUUUUACCGGAGCAAACUGUUCUUAGCUGAUUGGAAUUGGACUGCAUGUUGUUUUCAACUUGGGCUGCGCUGCAGUGGCUUGGAGUAUUGUUGGGCAGCAUCAUCCGGAGUUAUAACCCUCAUCAUCUCCUCCAUCUGAGCUGCACCAUCGUCAAGCCUGCACCUUUCAACGGAUCCCUUUGCUUUGUCAAAGAUGGGGAGUGGAUUUCAAGGGCACGAGGGGACCAACAUUUCCGUGCAGCAUAACGAGUUCUUAUGGGGAGGUUCUGACGAAGCUGUCUUUAUAUCAUCGGAUGCGUCAUUUGGGAUGAGAGUAUUCAUCACUUUUGUCUACUCGGUGGUCUGCCUGCUGGGACUGCUGGGGAACGGUCUUGUAAUGUACUUGAUUAGGGCCCAGAAGGGCAGGUCCACUCCCAUCAUUAAUAUUUUUAUCUUUGGCUUAGCGGUGGCUGACUUCCAGUUCUCGUUGAUGCUUCCCUUCUGGGCUGUGGAGACCGCCCUGGAUUUCAUUUGGCCCUUUGGCAAAGUGAUGUGCAAGAUCAUCCCUUCUCUCACCAUAAUCAGCAUCUACGCCAAUGUCUCAUUGCUCACGGCCUUGAGCGUGACCCGCUACUGGACUUUGGCGUCUGCUCUGAAGGCUGGUUCUGCGAUGACCCCUCGCCAGGCUAAAUGGAUCACUGUGGCUCUCUGGGCCUUGGCAUUGGGGGCUACUGUGCCCACUGUAAUGUUCAUAACCGUGCAGGAUAUCGCUGGAGUAAAAGUUUGCCUUUUCAAGUUCCCCACGGAAUAUGGUUUGGGCAUCUACCGUCUCCAUCGGGUGGUGUUCACCUUUGUGAUACCUUUGGGAAUCAUCUCAGCCUCCUACCUCCUUCUCCUAAGACUCCUCAAGACCUACCAAGGCAACGGCAGCUAUUCCAAACGGCAGAAGCAAGUCACCACCACCAUCCGGCUGUUUAGCUCUCAGAGAAAGCCCUUUCCAAGGCCUGCAUGGCCAUGAUCCCUGAACUACACAGCAGAACACCUCUGUCCUGUGAUACAAAUCUUAUGGACCCCUCCAGAUUGCUUUUCUUGAUAAAAAUAUGAGACUCGGUGGACCAGUGGUUUCAGUGAUGCAGGUUUCAGAGUCUGGGGGAGAGGAGAGGAGACGACCACAGACUCCAUCGCUAUUGUUUCUUCAUUUGGAAGAUGAAGACCAACACAGUGACUACAACAGGCUGCCAGUAUUUAACUCCAGUUCCCCCUGAAAAUCACGGGCUCCUUAAUGUGUGGGUCUGUGCUCAUCUGUACUCUGAAGACUGCAAAACUUUGAACUGUAGCCUAGUGGAAGGAAAGUGGAUGUGGUGGGAACUUCUGCUAAUCACAGCAGCAAAAACCUGCCUGACCUUCAAAGUUUAUGGCCUGUUUUGAACUAUGUUUUAUUGGCCUGCACAGAGUAUCAUAAUAAUCUCUGGCAAAGGGUCAUUUAGUAUCUUUGAGGGGUGUGUGAUAAUCAUAACUCUGAAUAUCAAGACAGAAUGUACCAUAGAUAUGGAUUAUGCACUCACGAUUAAAUUUAUGGGACUCGAUGAGAAUCCAAGAGACCUAGUUCACUAUUACGGCCCGUAUCCUAUGUUAGCCCAGAGGGUCAACUUACUGGGUAACUAGAGUUCAUUAUGUUCAUCCUUAAGACUGAACCUCUUAUGUUUCAAAUAGAUGUUAGAAAUGUGAACAACAGGAUGGGACAUUUUAUCAUUUGUGGCAGACUUGUAACAAAGCGAAAAAGUUUUGGAAACAAAUACAUCUAAUUAUUCAGAAGAGCUUAAAGAUUAAUGUUUAAAUGAAGCUGGAGGCCUUUUUUGUUGGGUUUGAUAGAUAAAUAGCUGGAAGCUAUAUGUAGCAUACAUUUUUGUAUAUGAUAACAGCAGCAAGAUUAUUAUAUGCCCCCAAAAUGGAAAGCUACAACAUUACCUACAGUAGAAGAGUGGCUGGAGAAAAUGAUGGACGAUGCCAAGAUGACUGACGUUUCUGAUCAGGGAAAAGACAGUAAAUAAAUAUUUGAUUAUCUGGAAGCCCCUUAUAGACUUUUUGCAAGAAACAGAAAGAGAUGAACUAAAUGAUCUGAGCGUUUGAAGAUUAGGGAGAGGGGAAAAUGCAUAGAUGGAAUGGAAAAGUAGCUACUUAUGGUUAUUUUAUCUAUUGUUAUCUAUUCCUAUUUAUAUAUGUAUAUUCUUAUCUCCUCUCUUUCAUUUUUCUUUUUGUAUGUUUUACAAUUCAUUCUAAAAUUUCAAUAAAACUCUAUUUGAAAAAAA
Molecule: messenger RNA, 2488 nt
Organism: Eublepharis macularius
Lineage: Eukaryota; Metazoa; Chordata; Lepidosauria; Squamata; Eublepharidae
Gene: RXFP4
Product: relaxin family peptide/INSL5 receptor 4
Exons: 2
Coding region: 394-1197 (267 amino acids)
Biological process (GO): immune response; G protein-coupled receptor signaling pathway
Cellular component (GO): membrane
Molecular function (GO): G protein-coupled receptor activity
Source: RefSeq, a predicted model, not a curated record